AACCGCAACGGUUCUUCUGUUUUCUUUUGUUUCCUCUGAAAGGAAUUUGACUUCAGAUUCCGCCAAAAUGCUAAAAGGAUUCCCUCUCCUCUUCAAGGUCUAGUGCGGUCCUUUUUUUAGGUCGCGAGUCCCGUCCUCUUGCCAGCAACAGGAGCUAGGUAAAAGAAAUUCUUGAAUUCGAUCGAGGUGCAAAUCCGAUCUUUACCAGGACUUUGAAGUUUUGAGCUCUGCGAUCAACUGGGGUUUAGGGUUCUUGAAGAUGGAGAACUCGGGGGAGAUGGAGAAGGUGGUCGCCGUGAUCAUGGUCGGUGGACCCACCAAAGGCACUAGAUUUAGGCCUCUAUCAUUCAACAUACCGAAGCCGCUCUUCCCUUUGGCUGGGCAACCCAUGGUUCACCAUCCCAUCUCUGCUUGCAAAAGGAUCCCCAACUUGGCUCAAAUUUUCCUGAUUGGGUUUUAUGACGAGAAGGAGUUCGCGUUAUACGUCUCUUCCAUAUCGAAUGAGCUGAAAGUCCCAGUGAGAUACUUGAAAGAGGAAAAACCGCAUGGUUCAGCUGGUGGCCUUUAUCAUUUCAGGAAUUUGAUUAUGGAAGACAGCCAUUCUCAUAUCUUUCUACUGAACUGUGAUGUCUGCUGCAAUUUUCCACUUACAGAUAUGCUUGAAGCCCAUAAAAGAUAUGGUGGGAUGGGAACAUUGCUAGUAGUCAAAGUUUCUGCUGAAUCAGCUAACCAGUUUGGUACACUAGUUUCUGAUCCAGUCACGAAUGAGCUGUUGCAUUACACAGAGAAACCUGAAACUUUUGUCAGUGAUUUAAUAAAUUGUGGUGUAUAUAUCUUUACUCCAGAUAUCUUUUUUGCAAUUGAGGAUGUAUCUAAUGACCGGGCAGACAGAGUUACAGCUAAUCUGCGGAGAUUAUCCAGCCUUGAUAUAUCCACAUCUACAAGUUUUCUCAACAGAACCAACAUUCCUACAGAUUUUGUUAGAUUGGACCAGGAUAUUUUGUCACCUCUCGCUGGAAAGAAGCAGCUUUAUACAUAUGAGACCAUGGAUUAUUGGGAACAGAUCAAGACACCGGGGAUAUCUUUGAAAUGCUCCGGUUUGUAUCUGGCCCAGUUCAGACUCACCUCUCCUCAUCUUCUUGCUAGUGGAGAUGGUACAAGAAGUGCCACAGUUGUCGGUGAUGUUUAUGUUCACCCAUCAGCUAAAGUACAUCCAACUGCAAAGGUUGGUCCCAAUGUCUCUAUUUCAGCAAAUGUUCGUGUAGGACCUGGUGUGAGGCUGAUAAGUUGUAUUAUUUUGGAUGAUGUCGAAUUAGAGGAAAAUGCAGUCGUCAUAAAUUCCAUUGUCGGAUGGAAAUCAUCUCUCGGGAGAUGGUCAAGAGUCCAGGCUGAUGGAGACUACAACUCAAAGUUGGGAAUCACAAUUCUCGGGGAAUAUGUGGUGGUAGAACAAGAAGUCGUUGUCGUGAACAGCAUCGUUCUGCCGAAUAAGACUCUCAACGUGAGUGUGCAGGAUGAGAUCAUCUUGUGAAGAUUUGGAGAUGUUUGAAGUUCAAAGCCCUCCAAGCUGCACUAUUUGGAAGAUUUUUGUUUUUGUUCCGCGAGAAAGACGGAGGGAGGGAUGCAUUGCCCCUUUUUUAUGAAUGAAUGUUCUAUUCUGUGAAAUUCCACCUUUUUUUUUUUUUGGAGAUGUAAAAAGCUUGGCUUCGAUGAACUUUUUUUUUUUUUUUUCCAUCUAAUGCUCGAGAGAUGGGUUGUUUAUUUGGAGAUUCAAAAGGUAGUAGAUCAUCUGGAGAAGGAGAAUGUUUCCUCAUCUAAACCACAAUCGCAUCCCACUACAUAUUGCCAAAGCCUUUGCUCAUAUUCUAAAACUUUUACAAUCACCUCUUGAUACUACAGCCAAUAUUUUACAAGAUAUCGCCAAUCUCUCCCCACAUAAUACCCACCCAAAUAUCCAACCAGAACCCAAUUCUAAGCCUCAUCUUGAGAAAAUACUUACUGAAGAGGAGCUUUUUAAUGAGGUUACCCCUACUUCCCCCACUUCUAAAACUUCCUCGAUCCCUUGUGAUCUACCGCGACUCACUUGCUCUUACUCAUCCAAAUCCUCUAAUCCUCCUGCUUGUCGAACCAAUUAAUUGUCCUGAUCUCAACCCUAUUACCAUGAUGAAGGAAGAUAGUGAGAAGGAGGUUGCCGAGAAUAGAUACUUUGUUGAAUUUCCUGGUGUGCAGAGAGGAGCUGAUGUUGAUCAGGAGGGUGAGGUGAAUGCUGGAGCCGUGGUGCCUGUACAAUUGGCUCAGGCAUUGAUGGAAUCUCUCUCUGAAAAGAAAGGAGUAUCCUGUAAAUGGAGCUGAAAAUGGAGCAAAAAAAAUAAAAAAAAUUUAAGGGUGUGCAGGUGGAGGUUGUGGCAGAACAAUCCGCUUCAGAUAAACAGAAAUUGCUGACAAAGAUUGCUUUUUCGCUGCUGGCAUAUCUGGAAACGAAGGAAUGAGAUGGUGUUUAAUGGAAAAAUUCCAAACCCAUGAGAAUGUUAUUUUGAGAAUGCUGAUUGCCCCUUUGAUGAA
Messenger RNA from Syzygium oleosum, 2562 nucleotides. RefSeq lists its product as uncharacterized. Gene Ontology annotation, cellular component: cytoplasm. The record is from RefSeq and is a predicted model, not a curated record. Bases 260 to 1531 code for a protein of 423 amino acids. Lineage: Eukaryota; Viridiplantae; Streptophyta; Magnoliopsida; Myrtales; Myrtaceae. The transcript is spliced from 15 exons. Gene Ontology annotation, biological process: biosynthetic process.